This is a messenger RNA of Eruca vesicaria subsp. sativa (arugula), 399 nucleotides long. NCBI's taxonomy places the organism in Eukaryota, Viridiplantae, Streptophyta, Magnoliopsida, Brassicales, Brassicaceae. The record is from the annotation of a GenBank genome assembly.
AUGGAUGAGUUAGUGAAGAUGAAGAGACUAGCCGAUAAAAACAAGAUCCAAGUCAUUCCAAUAUUUUACAAGGUGAGAGCACGAGACGUGAGGAGACAGACGGGUGAGUUUGGUGAUAACUUCUGGAACCUUGCUAAAGCUUCUAGUGGAGAUCAGAUCAAGAAAUGGAAGGAAGCGUUGGAAUGUAUCUCAGGCAAGAUGGGUUUGUCGUUGAAAAACAAGAGCUGUGAAGCUGAUUUCAUCAAGGAAAUUGUGAAGGAGGUUGUGAGAGUUAUAGCAGCAACUGGACUCAAGGAGGAAGAAGAAAAUCAUUUUGAGAAAAAAAGGAGAAAGGAUUGCAAUUGCUCAUGUGAGCUUCCCGAUUUCAAGAGGAGCAAACCCGAAAAAGUUGUGAUGUAA